UGCCAGGAUUGUGGGCGACGUGAAAGUGGGCCACAGGGACACCAUGGGUGAGUGCUUCCACAACCGCUCCGUCUGGUUUUUCUACAACAGCACAGGCAAGGAACUGAGUCCGAUCUGGCGGACCAAGGACAAGCUGGUGGUGUCACUGGGCCUGCUGGUCUGCGUCAUCAUUAUCCUGGCCAACCUGCUGGUCAUCGUGGCCAUCGCCAUCAAUCGCCGCUUCCACUUCCCCAUCUUCUACCUGUUGGCCAACCUCGCGGCCGCUGACCUCUUCUCUGGCGUGGCCUACAUGUUCCUCAUGUUCCACACCGGCCCACGUACCAUACAGCUCAGCGUGCGCACCUGGUUCUUCAGGCAGAGCCUUCUAGACAUCAGCCUGACUGCUUCAGUUGCCAACCUCCUGGCCAUUGCAGUGGAGCGCCACCAGACCAUCUUCCAGUUCCAACUGCACAGCAAGAUGAGCAACCAACGCGUGAUUAUUCUCAUUGGCUGCAUCUGGUGCACGGCUGUUCUCAUUGGAUUUAUCCCGCACCUCGGCUGGAACUGUAUCUGCCAUCUGUCUACCUGCUCUCGGAUGGCACCGCUCUACAGCCAGAGCUACCUGAUUUUCUGGGCUGUCUCCAACCUGGUCAUCUUCGGCGCCAUGUUGCUCAACUACCUUCAUAUUUACUAUUACGUCAAGCAGAAAACCCAACGUAUGUCUCGCCAUACGUCAUUCCAGCAACGCCACAAGGACACCAUGAUGAACCUCAUGAAGACCGUCGUGAUGGUUCUGAGUGCGUUUGUGAUCUGUUGGACCCCAGGCCUGGUGGUGUUGCUGCUUGAUGGGGUGGAUUGCCGGAGCUGUGACAUCCUGAAGGUGGAGAAAUACUUCCUGUUACUGGCUGAGCUGAACUCCCUGAUUAACCCACUGAUCUACUCAUACCGUGAUGAAGAGAUGCUGCACACCUUCCGUCGGAUCCUCUGUUGGCCGUGUAAUCGCAGUGGUACCUUCCAGGACCCCAUCAAAUCUCACAUUCUCAUGCAGCAGAUGCUGACCUCCAACCAACGGGCCUCAACCUCCCAGGAACACUCCACCUUGUAAACAUGGUGCCUGAGCAAACCCAGGGCAUCCCUUCUCCCUGCCUCUAAAUAAACCCCCAAUCCCAAAUACCCCUGAAUAUAGCCCAGGGCUUCUGUGUCGGGUUACACAGAAAGAUCCCAGGUGAAGUCAAGCCCUUUCAAAGGUCAACCUUUUGUUCUGAUCAGACAAUCCCCACCCCCAGAGUAUGGUGAGGGGGGUAAUUGGUUGUGGGGGUUGCCAAGUCAUUGUCUUCUCUCCCAGAGGCUCAGGGAAUUCCUAGAGUGGGACCCUCCAUCUGAAAUGACUUGCUGAUCGAGGAGGAGGGGUCUGGGGCGUUUUACUGCAGGCCGCAAGAUGCCCUGUCGGGCAUUUACUAACCACCUCUUUUCAGUAUAUCCACUCCCACUCCUUCCUGUCCCCAGGAAGAAUCCAUCCAGGAAAUACCCAAGUGCCUGGCUCUGGGAGGGAGGGAAGAAAGGGGCGCUCUAACAUUUCCCACUGGAAUUCCGGGAUCAAGCGGCAGUCCCAAUGUCUGCAACAAUCCCACGUCUAUGGGGACUGACCUUGGCUGAUCUUCUGAAUGGGACAAGAGCUUAGGAAGCGAGCCUCGACAGGAUUGCGUUUGAUUCCUUGUUUCUGGAGCUACAGGAUAAGGGGGAGGGAGGGGAACGUGGUGUACCUUUUCCAGUCUUGAUCUUGUUUUUGAAGAAGAAAUUGACCUGCUUGCAAGAACAGUAUUCUCAUGAUCACAUUUUGUUCCCAGUCUGUUGUGUGGAACCACUCGGGCAAAACACCCACCUAACUGUGGCUGCGUUUUUGAGACUGGAACUGAGAAAGACGUUUUGUUUGUAAAUGCCUUAACCACAUUUCAUGAUGUCUUGCCAAUUUCUGCUGAGAGUGCUGUAAGACACAGGGAGGGGUUGGUAUGGGGAAAAGGUGGGUGACAAGAGUUUGAGAUUUGUGGCUCUCUCCGCUGCCUGCUCUCUGGGCUGUGGCUUACCCAAGGUUGUCACAGGAGGUGAUAGGGGCCUCAUGCAGUUCACAGGAGUGUCACAGUAAAUCACCUGAGGCCGACUCUAACCCCUCCCAGACUAGUCCUGAGGGGAGGGGGUGGUCCCUGGGAUACUUUACUUUGAAAAAUUGCCCUCAUUUUCCAAGCUGGGGUUGGGGCAGCUGGACCAUCUAUACCCACACUGUGAGCUAUCCAAAGCCCAUAGGCCUGGAAGGUAAUCUCCUGUUGGUUGGGAGUCUUGGGUUUCUGGAGCGGGUCAUAGUUGAAUUAGGGCCUCCCAUGGAUGGAUAGCUUCCUGAUGCUUGACCAUGUUUGAGCUCAGGAUGGGCCUGCCUGACUGAAAAUGUACGAUACAAACACACGCAUGCACCACAUACACACACGUGUGCUCUCUCUCUCUUGCUUUCCCCCUGCAUGUGCUCUCUCAUGUACUGUGUAAGUAUGUGUUUCUAAUUCUGUCUUUCUCACUCACUCGCCCUUGCACUCUCUCAAACAAUCUGUGUAAUGUUCUGUCUGUCUCUUUGAGUCUGCAUUCUUUCUCUUGUGCUCUGUCUCUCUUUUUCUCUCUGCCUGUCGAUUUUUCUUUCUGCGCCUUUUUUUCCUUGUGCUCUCUGUCCCUCUCUUUCUCUGCCCCCAUCUCUCUCACAUUCUGUUUCACGUACUCCCAUGCUCCAUCUGCUUCUUGCUCUCACUAAUCCACCCUGAAGCCAAUAAUCCUUUGUAUUUCACGGAGAGAUUGUCAGUUGUUCAAACAUGUUCCAUUUUAACUGUUGCACUGACUUCCAGCAUCAGUUAAUCACCUGGGCUACCCAGCGCAGCCCUCCUGCCCCAGGCGGGGGGGAGAAUGUGCUCUCAUCCUCCUGUGGGUGUGGUGACUGUGAAGAAAUUAUUCUUGGGCUCUGUUGCGUGGGGGGAACCUGUGAGACUGGCAUCUGCCCCCAAAGGGAAACAAUGCAGUGUUUUGAGGGGCUGCCCCCCAGCUGCCUCAACAGGGACUCUUGGGUGAUGAGAUCCUGCGUGUGUGUGUGUGUGUGUGUGUG
Messenger RNA from Chiloscyllium plagiosum (whitespotted bambooshark), 3115 nucleotides. The record is from RefSeq and is a predicted model, not a curated record. NCBI's taxonomy places the organism in Eukaryota, Metazoa, Chordata, Chondrichthyes, Orectolobiformes, Hemiscylliidae.